GCUUCGAGUAGGCAGGAGUAUAAAGGUUUAAGAAUGGCGGUGUCUUUUCCAAGUCGAGUUGUCGAUAGUGAACCCUUGUAGAGACAACAAGGGAGAGAGAUGCGGCUGCCGUUAGCGAACCUGUUGGUGGUGAUCGGGUGCGUGGGCUUCAGCUGGGCCCAGAAUGGCUAUGGCUACCUCCCCCCCGAAAUCCCCUUCACCCAGGGCCCAGGAAACAACAUAAACGUCUUCGUCUCCACCACGCCUCGUCCCCGACCGCCCACGAUCACCACGCGCCCACCAACACGCCCCCCAUCGCCGCCUCCUCCAUUUACUCCAUCCAGACCUCCGUUUAAUCCACCGACACAGCCUCCUACAUUCCCAACCCAACCUCCCACUCUCCCACCCCGUCCACCCUCCACCCGCCCACCAUUUACCCGCCCACCACCCACCACCCGCCCACCCACCCGCCCACCACCUCCGCCCACCACCCGCCCACCCACCCGCCCACCACCUCCGCCCACCACCCGCCCUCCCACCCGCCCACCACCUCCAUCUCCGACUCCCGACGACCACGACCACCACCACCACCACCACCACCACAGCGACGACCCUCUGCAGUGGCUCAGGGAUUCCGUCCCAGGUGAACCAGGGGAAGACUACCCUAUUUUCGGGUGGCCGAUCCCUCAAACCGCCUUCUCCUGCGCCGGCAAGGUUGCGGGUUUCUACGCCGACAUCGAAACGCGCUGCCAGGUGUUCCACGUGUGCAACAUCGACGGUUCGGGCAUCAAGUUCCUCUGCCCCAACGGCACCAUCUUCAACCAGGAACACUUCACGUGCGAGUGGUGGAACCAGGUCUCUUGUGGCGACGCCGAGUCCUUCUUCAACCUCAACAACGAGAUUGGUGUAGUUCCUCCUGAGAGUCCUUACCAGCCCGACCGCCCACGCCCCGUCCAGCCCGACCGCCCACGUCCCGUCCAGCCUCGUCCGCCCGCGCCCACGCCAGGGUCGCCGUCGAUCAAUGUGCCCUUCACCGCCCAGACGCCUCGUCCCGUUCUGACACAGACGCCCCGACCACGUCCACCACCCACAUUCCGCCCACAGCCUCCGCCUCCGCCUCGUCCCGUUCAGACACAGACGCCCGCAACACGUCCACCACCCACAUUCCGCCCACAGCCUCCUCGUCCUUUCCAGACACCCCGCCCGCAGCUCCCUCAACCCGUCCAACCUCAGACAUUCCGCCCACAACCCCCGCCGUCUCCCAGCCCACUACCCCCACAACCGCCACGUCCCGCACAAACACCCCGCCCACAGCUCCCUCGUCCCGUCCAAACCCCACGCCCACCCCCACCAUUCCAGCCCCAACCUCCUCCCCAGCAGACUCCCCGCCCACGCCCACCUCAGCCCACUACUUACCGCCCGCCCGCCAACCCUGUCACAGGAUACCCCGAGGUGCCAGAUCCCCCCAAUGGCCUUUACCUCACCCCCAACUUCGGAAAGAGACUCAACUAAAAGGACUUCCUCGCUCUCUACAUGCUAGGCCGCGAUAGGACCCAGCUAGGACUUACCCCCCCCCCCACCACCACCACCACCCCAGCCCCCAGCCUCACCUAUCCUCCCCCCAUCCCCCCACCUACUGGGAAGAGACUCACCUGGGACUUCUUCAUCCCCUUCCCCUCCCCCUUUCCUUCCUGCCCCCCCCCCCCUUUCAACCCCUUCGGAUCGGACCAGCCAAUCAGGACACUAAAGCAGGUUUCUUUGUGUUCCUGUCUAUUUACACCUUUUUUUCCCUUCAAUUUUUAUUCCUUGUAUUGUCUCUUUCCCCUCUUUCUUUGAACAGAAAAAAAGGGGAAAGGGUUCAUAUGUCUUUUGUAUAUGGAGAAAAAAAAAACAGAUCCUUUGCAUAUGACGUAACAACGCAUGUGUCGUUUAGAAAAAUGUUUAUCGGGGUGUCUGUCUAUGUAUGCUAUUUGAAUUUUUUCUUUGCUAAAAUAUACAAUUUAAAUAUCAGA
Molecule: messenger RNA, 1991 nt
Organism: Penaeus indicus
Lineage: Eukaryota; Metazoa; Arthropoda; Malacostraca; Decapoda; Penaeidae
Exons: 4
Coding region: 100-1491 (463 amino acids)
Cellular component (GO): extracellular region
Molecular function (GO): chitin binding
Source: RefSeq, a predicted model, not a curated record